Molecule: messenger RNA, 438 nt
Organism: Symbiodinium necroappetens
Lineage: Eukaryota; Dinophyceae; Suessiales; Symbiodiniaceae
Source: the annotation of a GenBank genome assembly
AUGGCUGAAUAUAUCCCCCCGACACUGGACUGGGUCCGCAAGCAGGUUGAGCUUUACGAAAGCAGUGGCGGCACCGAAGGCACGACACUUCUAGAUACCGGAAUGCCGUGCAUCAUAGUGACGCAUAAAGGCAACAAAACCGGUGGCAUUCGGAAGAUACCGUUGAUGCGUGUUGAGGUUGAUGGCAACUAUGUCCUGAUAGGGUCGAUGGGCGGUCAACCGAAGAACCCUUCCUGGGUUUAUAAUUUGCGCGCGCACCCUGAUGUGGAAAUACGCGAUAAAACUGUAGUCACCCCCAUGCGGGUGCGUGAGGUCUCUGAUGAAGCAGAGCGGGCACGUUUGUGGCAGGCGAGUGCGGAAGCUUAUCCCCCCUAUGAUGAUUACCAGGCAAAGACCACGCGUAAAAUUCCUGUGUUCCUGGCAGAACCCAUCGACUGA